CGAGUGUGUUAGACGUGUUAGGCUCAAGUCAGAGAGUUAGAAUCAAGAAAGUUAAAUUCGAUCAUUUCGUAUUAGUUCAGUACUUCGGGGUUGUGGUUAAGAUGCCGAAGAAGGUGAACAAGAUAUGGGGCGGUCGCAAUGGUCGAGGAAACUUAUCUGAAGAGAAGCAUUAUUUCGGUCAUGACGAUCGUGGUGGUAGGAGUGGUGGAUCUCAUCUUGGGAGCACCAAGCCUCGUGUAUCGUUCAAGACGCAUAGGAUUAAUAGGGAGAUACCGCGUAACUUAGCUUUAGCGAGUUUAGACGAAGACAUUCCGAUGACUGGCAAUUCCAACAAUAAUACGCGGCAAGUAAUAGUUAGAGAAAGGGAUAGGAGUGAUAAGAAUUGGCAAAGAAGAAUUUCACAAGGAAGGAAUAGUCCAUUACCGAAUAGGAAUUUUGGGAAGGGAGGCCCACCUGGUGGUUCAAGAUUGCGGCAGUUUCCGCUGGGAGAAUGUAGUUGGUACAGAGUCUAUAUACCGUAUGGCCACAAGUAUGAGAAGGAUUAUGUUUUGAGAACUCUCUUGAAUUAUAUGGCACCUGAUGUCUUCGUUCCAAUAAUGUAUAAGGUCAUGGAGAAUGAAGCUAGUUUUUACAUCGACGAUUACAAGGUGGCAAACACAUUGCAAAAUUGUGAUCGGAAGAUUACUAUGACCGAUGGAUUCAAACUGCAAAUCAGGGUGAAGCCGUCGAGUCCAAGCUUCAUAAAUGACAUCGAUGAGAAAUUGAAGGAACGAUUGAAGCAAGCCAUGUCUAAGAGAUAUGUCCAGGAGACGAAUGCCUUGGACUUAAGCAAAUUUCAUCAAGAUUCAGAUCUUGUUGACGAGUAUUUCUAUGCAUUGUUCCGCACUCCAUUGUUAAUGGUAGUGUUAGAUAUUGUGGUCCAGCAUAUUCCCGAUUUAGAAGCAUUGAAUUUAGAAGGCAAUAAGUUAAAUAAUAUCGACAAGCUUAAUGUUCUAAGCAAGAAAUUCCCAAAAUUGAAGAUUUUGUACAUUGGUGAUAAUAAGAUAACGAAUAUUCAUCAAUUAGACGUUAUUAAAGAUCUGAAGUUAGAUGAGCUUAGAUUAACCGGAAAUCCCGUUUGCAACAAGUAUAAAUCUCGGCAAAGUGAUUAUAUAAGCGACGUCCGAAAACGAUUCCCGAAGUUGUUACGUCUGGACGGCAUGGAGUUACCACGACCGAUUGUAUUCGAUGUUGUCGAUGAAGCGGCCAAGGUACCACCAUCCCAAAGGAUGUUCGUCGCCGAUGCAAAAGCACAGGAAAUAGCAAGUCAAUUCUUACAACAGUAUUUCGCGAUAUUUGAUAGAGAGAAUCGGCAACCUCUACUUGAUGCAUACAAUGAACACGCGUGCUUUAGUAUGACGAUAACUGCCAGCCAUGUUAGCAAGUUAAAUGGUUAUCUUAUCGAGAGUAGGAAUUUGUUUAGAAUAAAUGACACAAUCAGAAGACAAAAAUUAUUGAAACAAGGCAAAUUGCCCAUUGUUUCAUUCAUUUCGCAAAUGCCACAGACAAGGCAUUUCGUAGAUACUUUCACGAUGGACAUAGCUCUUGCUAUGCAAGCAAUGAUGUUUAUCACGAUUACGGGCUACUUCCAAGAGAUUAAUACUAAGGAGCAGCCUAUCCGCCACUUCAACCGGACAUUUGUAAUUGUGCCGGAAGGAAGUGGAUAUUGUAUUUGUAACGAACAAUUGCAUAUUAGUCAACCGUCUGAGACGCAACUGAAGCAACUGCAUCAGCAACUGAACAGUACUCAGCUUCCUCAGACUCAAUCACAAGCGCCGGCGUUAUUAGAGCAACAGUUACCUACGGAAACGGCAAAGCCUAUGGCUUCGGAAUUGAAUGAAAAUAUCAAACAGCAAAUGACCGUCACACUUAGUCAGCAAACGAACAUGAAUCUAGAAUGGAGCUUGAAGUGCUUGCAAGAGACGAACUGGAAUUACGACAACGCGCUCUCCGCCUUUCAAGAAUUCUUCAAACGAGGUCAGAUACCGCCGGAGGCAUUUGCGAAAUAAAUACGUAAGUGGCUAAGGCAACUCGUUUCUGUGAUAAUAUCAUGUAAAGUCAGAGAGCGUAAAUACUGUAAGAUAAUUUCAAAUCUUGAUUCAUGUUCUUUCGCUUAUUUAGCGUACAUAUACUUUUUCAUUAUAUUUAAUGUCAUAACCUAAACGGAAAAUUAUCUUUUGCCGAUAUUAUAUCAUUGGCAACAAAUUAUGAUUAUUCUUAGGGAGUGGGCGGGGGGAGGGGGGAGGGGAAAAACAAAGAAAAAUACAAAAAUAUAUGCAUAUUCAUUUUUUUAGAUAGAUCAGGCUUAAGUAUUCCAGUUAAGGAUAUUGUAAUGUCAGGAAUCAGUCUUGUUCAAAUUUACAUCACAUAAUUAUUAUAAAAUGUAAAUUUUUUAAGACGUGUAAGGAUGAAACACAGUUAAUCUACUUGACAUAAAGUUGUGUGAUUAGAAAACUGUUACUGAAAAUGUACUUAAAAAAUUUUAUACAUUUUAUGUGCCAUUGAUAAAUGAUUGAUAAUGUUCUAUAAAAAACAAAGAUUAUAAGUGUAUAAUAUUGAACAAAGUCUGAUUUUGACAUAUUGAUUUGGAAAAGGAGUAUAUAUAUAUAUAUAUAUAUAUAUAGUAGAGAGAGAGAGA
Molecule: messenger RNA, 2677 nt
Organism: Linepithema humile (Argentine ant)
Lineage: Eukaryota; Metazoa; Arthropoda; Insecta; Hymenoptera; Formicidae
Gene: sbr
Product: small bristles
Biological process (GO): poly(A)+ mRNA export from nucleus
Cellular component (GO): cytoplasm; nucleus
Molecular function (GO): protein binding; RNA binding
Source: RefSeq, a predicted model, not a curated record